AUGAUUGUUUGUUUUUUAAAUGAAAUCGAAAAAACACAUAAAGUUUUCUUUGAAUCAACAUUAUCAUUUUCACAUAUUGAUUUAUUUCUAGAUACACAAAUGUCUCAAAAUCCUCGUCAUAAUUGUGGAAAAAGUAAUGAACAACAACAUUCAGCUCAUAGUGAAUGGUCACCAUCAACAGACAAUAGAAAUAAUCAAUAUUCAUGGUAUAAAUUCGAUAAAGAAGCAAAAGAAUUUUAG
Molecule: messenger RNA, 240 nt
Organism: Rotaria sp. Silwood1
Lineage: Eukaryota; Metazoa; Rotifera; Eurotatoria; Philodinida; Philodinidae
Source: the annotation of a GenBank genome assembly